Aspergillus candidus is the source of this 4284-nucleotide messenger RNA. It is a transcript of the gene spt6, whose product is annotated as chromatin-remodeling histone chaperone SPT6. Lineage: Eukaryota; Fungi; Ascomycota; Eurotiomycetes; Eurotiales; Aspergillaceae. Gene Ontology annotation, biological process: positive regulation of transcription elongation by RNA polymerase II; transcription elongation-coupled chromatin remodeling; transcription elongation by RNA polymerase II. Gene Ontology annotation, molecular function: nucleosome binding; histone binding; DNA binding. The record is from RefSeq and is a predicted model, not a curated record. The transcript has 4 exons. The coding region runs from base 1 to 4284 and encodes 1427 amino acids. Gene Ontology annotation, cellular component: transcription elongation factor complex.
AUGAGUGCUCGCGACCUCGUCGAAGGGGAGGCCAUGAUCGAUGAUGACGACGAGGAGGAGUUGGUCGACGAUUAUGAAGGCGAACCGGGCGAAGGCGCUCCCAUCAAGCGCCGAGAGCAAUACAAUGACUCGAGUGAGGAGGAGGAGGAUGAUGACGAUGAAGAGGCCGAACGCGCCGUCCGCGAAGGCUUCAUCGAUGACGACGACGAAGAGCUCGAAGGUCGCGCCGAACGGAGACGGGAGAAACGAAAGCGAAGACGACAGGAACGCGAACGCGAAGAUGAACAUCUGGAUGAGGAGGAUCUCGAGCUGAUCGGGGAGCUCCAUCCGGGCAUGCAAGCCCCUGUCGCCGCAGAGUCCAAGUUCAAACGGUUAAAGCGUGGCCACAAAGAUCGCGACCAUCCCCAACCCUCCCACGGCAUCGAUGACAUUUUCAACUCCGACGAGGAGGAGGAGGAACCCCCCGCCGAAUACGGUCGAUACAGACGCCACAUGCAUGAGGAGAUGGGCGACUUCAUCGAGGAGGACACCUUCUCCGAUGAGGAGCAGCGCGACCAGGAAGACCUCGAGGUCGCUCGCCCCGCCCGCCCCGGUCUCUCCGCCCUCGGCGCCCCCGACGCCGCCGGCCUGGACGAGAACGCUCUCGAGGACAUGCGCGCCGCCUUUGGUGACGGCAACGAGUACGGGUUCGCCCUUGACAUGGAGGACCAGGAGGAGGAGCAGGAGGUCGUCCAGGAGAAGCACCUGGACCUCAAGGACGUCUUCGAGCCCUCUCAGCUCGCCGAGAAGAUGUUGACAGAGGAGGACAACCAGAUCCGCCUCACCGACGAGCCCGAGCGCCACCAAAUCGCCCGCGCCCCCUACCGUCACGUCGUCCUGACCGAGGACCAGUUCCGCGAGGAGGCCGCCUGGAUCUCCAACCUCAUGCUGCUCAAGAAGCGCCUCGACCCCGACCUGCGCGAACCCUUCCAGCGCGCCGUCGCCAAGGUCCUUGAAUUCCUCGUCACCGACGACUGGGAGGUUCCCUUCAUCUUCCAACACCGCAAGGACUACAUGAUCCACGCCGUCAAGGUUCCCGUCGACGAUGACGACGAUCCCGACCGCGACCCCGGCACCGCCUACACCACCAAGGCCGAGAAGCUGCUCAACAUGACCGACCUCUGGGACAUCUUCGACCACGACCUCAAAUUCCGCGCCCUCGUCGACAAGCGCAACACCAUCCAGCGCACCGUCGACAACCUCCACGCCGUCGGCGAGAUCGACGACCCUGUCGUCGCCGAGAUGCUGCCCGCCGCCUCCACCAUGGAGGAGCUGCAGGACGUCCAGGACUACCUUCACUUCCAGUACGCGGCCCAGCUGCGCGAUCUGGCCCGGACGGACGAUGCGAGCGGCGGCCCUAGCCGCCGCCGCGCCGCCGGCCGCUCGUUCUUCGAGCGCGUCCGGAACGCCCGCGCCUACGGCCUCGUGCGCGCCUGCGGCAUCACCGCCGAUGCGUUCGCUCAGAAUGCUCUCAAGGCCGGCCGCCGCCAGUACACCGAAGACCCCGCCGAGUCCCCCGAGGCCGUCGCCGACGGCCUUUGCGACACCGACUUUGCCUCCGCCGAUCACGUCACCAAGGCCGCUCGCGCCAUGUUCGCCGAGGAGAUGGUCAUGAGCCCCAAGAUGCGCAAGGUCGUCCGCCAGGCCUACUACAUGAACGGCGCCGUCGACUGCAUCCGCACCGAGAAGGGCCUGCGCCGCAUCGACGAGCAGCACCCCUACUACGAGUUCAAGUACCUGCGCAACCAGCAGCUCAGCGACAUCGCCCGUCAGCCCGAGCUCUACCUGCGCAUGCUCCAGGCCGAGGCCGAGGGACUCGUCGAUGUCCGCGUCCGCUUCGACCGCCUCGACCACUUCCGCCAGCGGCUCUACCCGGACCUCGAGUCCGACAACUACAGCGAGCUGGCCGACGCCUGGAACCGCCUGCGCCGCGAGUCCCUCGACCUGGCUCUCGGUAAGCUCGAGCGCCUCAUCCACCGCGGCGUCAAGGAGAACAUUCGCCAGGAGUGCGAGAACCACGUCGCCCGCGAGUGCCGCGACGCCUUCUCCCAGCGCCUCGACCAGGCCCCCUACAAGCCCAAGGGCAUGGUGCUGGGGACCGUGCCCCGCGUCCUCGCCCUGUCCACCGGCUCCGGCAUCGUCGGCCGCGACCCCAUCCACUGGGCCUACGUCGAGGAGGACGGCCGCGUACUGGAGAACGGCCGGUUCACGGACCUGUCGGUCGGCGGCGACCCGGCCGACCGCCACGUGCCCGACGGGCGCGACCUGGACGCCCUCGCCGAGCUGGUGCGCCGCCGCCGCCCCGACGUUAUCGGCGUCUCCGGCCAGACCCCCGAGACCCGCCGUCUCUACAAGCUGCUGACCGAGGCCGUCGACCGCCGCGACCUGCGCGGUGCCCCUUACACCGACGACCGCGACGCCGAGAUCACCGACCGGCUCGAGGUCGUCAUCGUCAAUGACGAGGUGGCCCGCCUCUACCAGCACAGCGAGCGCGCCGCCCGCGAUCACCCAGGGUUCGCCCCGCUGACCCGCUACUGCGUCGCCCUGGCCCGCUACCUGCAGAGCCCGCUCCGCGAGUACGCCGCGCUCGGCCGCGACGUCACCUCGCUGCCGCUCCAGCCCGGCCAGCAGCUGGUCGCACCCGAGCUGCUGCAGCGCCAGCUCGAGACGGCCCUGGUCGACAUGGUCAACCUGGUCGGCGUCGACCUGAACGAGGCGGUUGGCGACACGGCCACGGCCAACCUGCUGCCCUACGUCUGCGGGCUGGGCCCGCGCAAGGCGGCCCACCUGCUCCAGAUUGUCCACCUCAACGGCGGCGUGGUGACGGGCCGCGCCGCCCUGCUGGGCGUGCACACCCAGUACCCGGCGGUGGGCGUCAAGGUCUGGCACAAUUGCGCCAGCUUCCUCUACGUCGACUUCGAGACGGCCGACCCGGACGCCGACCCGCUGGACAACACGCGGGUGCACCCGGAGGACUACGACAUCGCGCGCAAGAUGGCGGCCGACGCGCUCGAGCUGGACGAGGAGGACAUCAAGGCGGAGACGGACGAGAACGGGGCCGGGGCGAUCGUGCGCAAGCUGUUCCGCGAGGAAGCGCAGGACCGGGUCAACGACCUGAUCCUCGAGGAGUACGCGGAGCAGCUGGAGCGGAAUCUGAACCAGCGCAAGCGGGCGACGUUGGAGACGAUCCGGGCGGAGCUGCAGCAGCCGUACGAGGAGCUGCGGAAGCCGUUCGCGCCGCUGGGCACGGACGCGAUCUUCACGAUGCUGACGGGCGAGACGACGGCGACGCUGGCCGAGGGCAUGGUGGUGCCGGUGUCCCUCAAGCGCAUCACCGACGACCACAUCGACGGGCGGCUCGACUGCGGGGUCGACGCCCUGGUGCCCGAGGCGGAGCUGACGGACCGGUACGACCUGCCGGCGCGGGCCCUGUACGCGCCGCACCAGACGGUGCCGGCCAAGGUGCUGUUCCUCAACCGGAAGACCUUUACCUGCACGGUGUCGCUGCGGGCAGAGCAGGUGCAGCGCCCGACGGCCGGAGGCUCCGGGCGUGCUGGUUCCCGGCGGGCGCCGGGCGAGUGGGACGAGCGGCAGGAGCAGCGGGAUCAGGCGGCGCUGCAGGCGGAGACACCGCGCGGGGAACGGGCGGUGCGAGUUAUCAAGCACCCGCUGUUCCGACCGUUCGGGUCGGCGCAGGCGGAGGAGUUCUUGGGAUCGCAGGCACGCGGCGACGUGGUGAUCCGGCCGUCGUCCAAGGGACCGGACCACCUGGCGGUGACGUGGAAGGUGGCGGACGGAGUGUUCCAGCACCUGGACGUGCUGGAGCUGGACAAGGAGAACGAGUUCUCCGUGGGCCGGACGCUCAAGGUGGGGGGCCGCUACACGUACAGCGAUCUGGACGAUCUGAUCUUCAACCACGUCAAGGCGAUGGCCAAGAAGGUGGACGAGAUGACGCUGCACGAGAAGUACCAGGAGGGGACGCGCGAUGCAACCUACGCCUGGUUGAACACCUACACCAAAGCCAACCCCCGACGAUCGGCGUACGCGUUCUGUAUCGAUCCCAAACAUCCGGGGUACUUCUUCCUCUGCUUCAAGGCCGGGGAGCAGGCACCGCUGCACAGCUGGCCGGUCAAGGUGAUUCCGCAAGGCUACGAGCUGCAACGCAAUCCGUACCCGGACAUGCGAGCGUUGUGUAAUGGGUUCAAAUUGCUGUUUACCAACAUGCAAGCCACUCGACGACGGUAG